GUGGUAAUUUAUACCUAAAGGGCGUAAUCGUUUUGGUUUAGUUAAGCAUUUAAAGAUGCCCCGAUCGAGCUGUGUUUUGAUGUCAGUACUGCUGAUGAUCACCGAUGGUUUGAUUGUAAAAGGUCCCUCUGGUCCUCUGGUUGCUCCUCUGGGAUCUUCAGUGGUUUUGCCCUGUUCUGUUGAUCAACUUUUAUCAGUGGAGGGUCUGGAGGUGGAAUGGAGAAGAACAGACUCAGACACUUUAGUUCAUCUGUUUCAAGAUGGUGAGAGUCAAACAGGGGUCCAGCAGGAGGAUUAUCAGGAUAGAGCUCAUUUCUUUACUGAGGAGAUUCAACGUGGAAACUUCUCCCUCCGUCUGGACAAUCUGAGAACUGAAGAUGAGGGACAAUACACAUGUACAGUUUACAUUCAGCAAGAGUCUGGUGAGACAGUGGUUGAAAUUAAAGUUAAUGGUAUUGGUGAGUAUUGA
This is a messenger RNA of Labeo rohita (rohu), 469 nucleotides long. RefSeq names its product myelin-oligodendrocyte glycoprotein-like. Lineage: Eukaryota; Metazoa; Chordata; Actinopteri; Cypriniformes; Cyprinidae. The transcript is spliced from 2 exons. Bases 56 to 469 code for a protein of 137 amino acids. Gene Ontology annotation, biological process: positive regulation of T cell proliferation; immune response; negative regulation of T cell proliferation. The record is from RefSeq and is a predicted model, not a curated record. Gene Ontology annotation, cellular component: external side of plasma membrane.